AAAGCUUCAUACACAGGACACACUCUCUGCUGCACAGCUUCAGCUGAGUGUGUGUCCAUCGGCUGCCACAGAUUUUAGCUGUGAAGGAAACCCUUCGAGGAUUACAAUCAGGAAACAAUUUCCUGGAGUUAUCGUUUUUAUAAAUUGGAUUAAGACAUCUGGAGCCCCAGAGACGUGUGGGUGGGGAGCGGUCUUGAAUGGAUGAAUAAGUACUCAAGGAUGACGGGAUAAAAGCUUCCAGCAGUGAUUGCUGCUCAGAUCCUCGUGAGGUAUCUGAAGGAGCGUUGACUCACUGCAGGUGUGAACGUCUUCGUUUCUCUCUGAGGUCGAGGAAGACUCAGAGGAAACCUGAUGACACAGCUGCAGCACCUGAAACUGCUUUCCAUCCUCCAAGUUUACAACUUCAAAGCGCAGACUGAUCCUCCGCAGGGGAAUUGUUUGUCUAUAUUCAAAACACACAGUAUCAUUAUGCCCUCACUCUCAUUAUCUCUGUUUCUGCUGCUGCACAGCAGAGAGGUGAGAGAGAUCAGAGGGUGAGGAGGUUUUUUUUUUUCUUCUAGAUUAGAGAAAGAAAGAGGGAGAGAGGAAAGCAAAGGGGGGAGGGAGAGUAAACAGGCAGUUAAAGGCAGUAAACACAUCCCAGCUCUCUUCUAAACACAUCAGGCAUAAAUCAGCGCUGCAUUUGUCUGUGCCGCCUCUGAAGCAGUCUGGGGACAAACUGGACCAAGUAGGGGACACUGUGUUUGCCCGCCUGGAUUCACUGGAGGAAAUACAGCCUGAAUAAAGUUUGUGAGUAAAAACUUUGACUCACCAGCAGAGAAGAAGAAACCAGAGCUAACCGCAGCCAUGGCCUCAGACGUCUCCUACAGCUUCCCUUGCGUUUGCACCAAGAGGGAACAGCAGCACCUCUUCCUUCAGCAGCAGACCAGAUCCACCUCCGGACCCCACUGGCCUCUCCUCCACCCCAGGACCCUGCUCCUCCUGCCCCUGCUCCUCCUGCUCUUCCUCUCCCUGUGGAGCCAGCAGGCUGAGGCUGUGGUCCACUCCAGCUUCAGGCGGCUCAGCGGCCGCGAGAAGAAGGAGAUGCAGAAGGAGAUCCUGUCCAUCCUGGGUCUGCCUGGACGACCCAGACCCCACCCGCCCCUACGACCCCCCUCCUCUGCACCGCUCUUCAUGCUGGACCUCUACCACGCCAUGUCAGCUGAUGGGGAGGAUGAAGGGAAUGAAAUAAUCGUUAACGGGCCUGGCAUGGGGAAGUUUGGAGGGGCAGAAAGGUUGGCUCAGGUCAACCACGCCGCCCUGCCAACCCUCAGCACACACACUCCGCCGCUGGGGACGGUGGUCAGCGAGGCCGACACCGUGAUGAGCUUCGUCAACCUGGUGGAGCAGGAGCGCGACCUCCUGCAGCCUCGUCCGUACUGGAAGGAGUUCCGCUUCGACCUGACGCCCCUCCCUCAGGGUGAGACGGUGACAGCAGCAGAGUUCCGUAUCUAUAAGACCCUGACGAUGGGCCAGAGGGCAAACCGCACCCUGCACAUCUCCGUCUACGAGAUCCAGCGAGAGAACCGACACAGAGAGCCAGAGCUGGUGCUGCUGGACAUGCAGUCUGUGCCUGCAGGACAGGAGGGCUGGCUGGCCUUCGAUGUCACCUCUGCCUCCAACCACUGGCUCCUCCACCCCCGCAGCAACCUGGGCAUCCGUCUCUAUGUGGAGACUGAGGAGGACCGCUCACUGUCUGCAGGCUGGAUUGGGUUGGUGGGUCGCAGGGGUCCUCGCUCCAAACAGCCCUUCAUGGUGACCUUCUUCAGGGAGAGCCAGGUCCCUUGUCGGCCGCCGCGAGCUGUCAAGCCUCACCCCCGCAAGAAGAAACCCAAAUACGACCUCCCUGUCCCCAGCAUCCAUAAUCGGAGUCCUGCAAACAACGGAGGUCAACCCUGUAAAAAACAUGAACUCUACGUCAGCUUCAGUGACCUGGGAUGGAAGGACUGGGUUUUGGCCCCAACUGGAUAUUCAGCCUACUACUGUGAUGGAGAGUGUUUUUACCCUCUGGGCUCCUGCAUGAACGCCACCAACCACGCCCUCAUCCAGCAAGUGGUCAGUACAGUGAUGACACACCCAUGUGACACUGUUGCUUCAUCCUGGAAACACUCAGGACAGGAUCAGACUUUUCCAUUAGAAAGUGUACAAGUAGAAGAAGAAAAAGCAGCUAAAACAGUAACAUGUACAGUGUUCACCUUUAAGACUCUGAUACUAUCAUACAUUACAGUACAAUACUUGUAUACUUUUACACAAGUAGGAUUUUAAGGACUUAAAAUAGAGUAUUUUUACAUUGUUGUAUUGGUACUUUUACUUAAGAAAAUGAUCUAGUUAAGGUUACUACAGAAUUGAAGUUAAAUACCUAAAUAGUAAAUAGAUUUUUUUACUCUAUA
Seriola aureovittata is the source of this 2429-nucleotide messenger RNA. RefSeq names its product bone morphogenetic protein 8a (gene bmp8a). The coding region runs from base 847 to 2304 and encodes 485 amino acids. Gene Ontology annotation, cellular component: extracellular region. Gene Ontology annotation, molecular function: growth factor activity; cytokine activity. NCBI's taxonomy places the organism in Eukaryota, Metazoa, Chordata, Actinopteri, Carangiformes, Carangidae. The record is from RefSeq and is a predicted model, not a curated record. Gene Ontology annotation, biological process: SMAD protein signal transduction. The transcript has 6 exons.